Triticum turgidum subsp. durum (durum wheat) is the source of this 1350-nucleotide messenger RNA. The record is from the annotation of a GenBank genome assembly. NCBI's taxonomy places the organism in Eukaryota, Viridiplantae, Streptophyta, Magnoliopsida, Poales, Poaceae.
AUGGCGCCGCAGCUGCCUAUCAUACACCCUGCCGCCUUGGACGGCGACGGCCUCCCUUCCUGGAAACCCAACCCAUUCUCCGCCGACCCUACCUUCGACAUGGGCUUCCUCAAGGCAGCCUUCGACGGCGACCUCCGCCUCGUCAAGAAGGCGGCGAAGGUGCUGGGAAGGGGGGCGGAAGGCCGUCGCCUCGCCGAGAAGCUGGGGGCAGUGAGGGACGGCAUAGGCAUAGGCUUACUGCACAUGGCGGCCCUAGGAGGGAGCCUGCCCGUGUGCCGCUACCUGGUCGAGGACAUCCGGCUGGAUGUCGAUGAUGUAGGCCCGAUGGGCGAAACACCUUUGACCUGUGCGAUUAGCCGUCAGAAUGCGUAUUUGGUGUGUUACCUUCUCGACCAUGGUGCUGAUACAGAGAAGCUCAACAGCGAGGGGUAUACGCCUCUCCAUUUUGCCACCAAUCAAGGAUACGUUGACAUAGUAGAGCUCUUACUCUCAAAAGGAGCUAACACUGAUGGACUAAGUCAUGGUGGGACAGCACUGCAUGUUGCUGCUAAUAAUGGGCAUGAUGAUAUUGUGAAGGUUUUGUUGGAUCACCAUGCAGAUCAUAAGAUAGCUUUGAGUGGUACUGAUUCUACAGCUCUUGUUAUUGCUACUGCCACGUGCUCACUAAAAUGUGUGAAGCUCCUGCUUGAGGCUGGUGCUGAUGUGGAUGGUAUUGGUAAAGAUACACCCUUAAUAAUUGCUGCCCUUGCUGGCUCGACUGACAUCCUUAAGUGCUUAGUUCUGGCUGGUGCAGAUGCUAAUGUUACUGACAGUUAUGGGCACACUCCUAUAGAAAUUGCUGCACGUUCUGGUAUGCGUGAACAUGUCGAAAUUCUAUUUCCCGUCACUUCUCGUAUUCCUAAAGUACGUGACUGGAGUGUUGAUGGAAUCAUUGGUAAUGUAAAAUCAGUGCCCUCAUCAAAGAAAACUAUGCUUGCUAGUGCAAAAUCUAAAGCACAUGAGGCAUUCAAGAAUGGGAAUUAUCUUAUUGCAGCAAGAAUUUAUGGAGAGGCAAUGGAGCUCGACCCUUUUAAUGCGACCUUGCGCUCAAAUAGUAGCCUAUGCUGGAUUCGCUUCGGUAAUGGGACGCAGGCCCUGAAGGAUGCUCAAGCUUGCAGGAUGAUGCGACCUGGCUGGGCCAAGGGCUGCCACCGUGAAGGAACUGCUCUGAUGCUACUGAAGGACUAUGAAAAGGCAUGUGGUGCAUUUCUUGAUGGUCUUAAGUUGGAGCCUGGGAACGUCGAGAUGGAAGACGGUUUACGGGAGGCCUUGGAGUCCAUGAAGAUAUGUGGCAAAAGGAAAAAAGGUUAG